AUGAACAUGGUCAGAAUUCGUCAUAUUAUGGAGAUGCGGCGGGCUUGUAAAGCACCACCACUUUUACCGCCAAAACUCAGAAAGUUAGUAGAAUUUCAGAUACAUAAACAAAAAAUACAUUGAAAAUUUUCAGAGAAGCUUCGGAAUCUUCAGACAGACGUUAUCCAAAAGAUAUACUUGAUGUGAAUUGUCGAAUACAGUAAGUGAAAAGCAAGAAAAAAACUGCACAAAAUUUCAAUUAUUAUUCGAUAUUUUCAGAAUUCUGAAUCCGGAAAGAAUCCCAAGUGGAUUUUAUAAUUUGCAACUUUAUGAAAGUCAAGAUUCAGCAGAUGGUCCAUGGAAAUUAAUAACUGAAACUGACAAACUCGAUGUUGCUGAAUGUUAUGAUCUCGAAGAUAUUUUUGCAAUCGAAUUUUGUUUUGAACGUCCACAAUUUAUUCGAAUUGAGCUUUGCGAGGAUAAUAUUUUCAAAGCGGCUGAUGUUUUCUCGAUUGCACAAGUUACACUAAAUCCAGCUAAUAUUCAACUAUCGUAUGUUUGAAUGCUAUGUUCCAAAGAAAACAAAUAUUCAAAUUUCAGAGACCAAUCGAAAUAUUUGAUCGGUGAAAUUGAGAUUUGGACUCAGAUUCGUGAAAAACCACAACCGGUUGUCAUGCAAAUUGAGGCGAGAAAUAUUAAUAAUAAAUUUGCGUCGUCGAAUUCUAAUGUGGGUUUUGUUUGAAAAUGUGGGAAAUGUCUGGGGGAUUUUUGCGAGAAUAAAUUAUAGAUUUUUUGAAAAAAAAUCUGAAAGUCUAGAUUUCAAACACUGGGAGAAAUACACAAAAAUUGAAAAUUAGAAGUUUUUAUUAGAAUAAAAAAUUCUGAUACUUUCCAGCUCUACCUCGAAGUUUAUCGAUUAGAUGAGAUGCUUCAAAAACGAGUAAUUCACAAAUCUGAAUCAGUAAAACAAUCGCGGCUCAUUUGGAAAUCAUUCACAAUUCAAGGAGAAGAUAGUCCCGAUUCUGGACAACUUGAGAUUUGUUGUUUCAGUGAAGAUGAAAGAGAAGGUUGUAUUGGCCAAGCAAUUAUAACUUCAGAUGCCAUUAAGACUGGAGAACCAAUACCGGUAAGAAUUUUAGAAGGUCUCAAAAUUUAGGGGAUCUCUAAUUUAUAUUAAAAAAUAGGAAACUUAUUUUUUUUAAAUUUCAGAUGUUCCAUGAAAGUUAUCGAAUGGGUCGAAAACCAUGUGGAGAAUUCCGAGUUGUCAAAAAUCAGCAACUAAAAAUCUUCUCAUUUCUUGAUUAUCUGCGAUGCGGAACAUCGCUUCGUUUUGCAUUUGCUAUUGAUUUUUCUGUGCGUGAGCAACUCUCACGCGAGGAACAAAUUCAAUUUGCGAAUGAUGUUGAUUUCGCGGUCCGAUGUGUUGGCGAUGCCGUCGAACCUUUUAAUAGUGCCAACGCAUUUUUGUCAUAUGGUUUUGGUGCAAAAAUCCCGCCACAAUAUCGUGAAUCCAACAAUUUUUGCUUGAGUUUGGAUGUGGAAGCAAGUUGUCAAGGAGUUGGAGGGGUUAUUGGAUCAUUUAUGCAAUGUUAUCAGAGAGUUCAGCCGUCACAAUCUGCCAAGUUUUCGCAAAUUAUUUAUCAUUUAGCGAGGUUUGUUUUGAGAAUUUUAGGGUAAUUUGCCAUGCCAAGAGAACAUCAGGGUUCCGAACUGGGUCGGUUCUUGGGGCAGAUCGGGUCUGGUUCGAGUGGGUUGGACCCAGAUCCAGAACAAACAAAUGGAUGAACCACCCAGAAUCAAAACUGAAAAAACAGUUCUGGUUCAGACUCGACCCAAACCCGACUCGAACCAGACCCACCCAGAACCAAACCCAUUUUUGGAGAACCAACCCAGACCCAGACUCAAUGGGUCUGACUCGGGAAAGACCCAAACUAAUUCGAGAAUCAAAAAUACCCAUCCGAACCAAUUCAACCCAAAUCCAACUCAAAUCUAAACCAUGUGGACUCGGGUACCCGGGUAAAAAUGGUUCUGAAAAAAAAAUUCAAAUUUAUUCGAUAAUAAAAUAAUUCACCAAUUAUCGAAACAUUUAUUCGAUUCUCAUUGAUCGGCUAUUCAACUAUUUUUUCAAAGCUUUCUUUUGAAUAUUACUCGACUGAUGCCCUCUAAAUGAAUUUCAAUCAAUUUUAGACUGAAAUCAUGAAAAUUGGCUCGAAAAUGAUGGAUUUGUAAAACUGGAAGCUCUUCCAGAUUUACAAACUUUUUCGUUGAAAAAAUUCCACAAAAUCUGAAAUUUCGAUUCUCGUUGAAAAAAUUCAACAAAAACCGAAAUUUUGAUUUUCGUUGAAAAAAUUCAACAAAAACUGAAAUUUUUUUUCCUAUACCCGCUAGUUAUGGUUUUAAAAAUUUCUGAAAUUUGCGAAACAUAAACUUCUUAAAAAUAUUUCUGGAAAAAAAACUGGUGAAUUAUUUUAUUAUCGAAUAAAUUUGAAUUGUUUUUUCAGAACCAUUUUUACCCGGGUACCCGAGUCCACAUGGUUUGGAUUUGAGUUGGAUUUGGGUUGAAUUGGUUCGGGUGGGUAUUUUUGAUUCUCGAAUUAGUUUGGGUCUUACCCGAGUCUGACCCAUUGAGUCUGGGUCUGGGUUGGUUCUCCAAAAAUGGGUUUGGUUCUGGGUGGGUCUGGUUCGAGUCGGGUUUGGGUCGAGUCUGAACCAGAACUGUUUUAUCAGUUUUGAUUCUGGGUGGUUCUAUUUUAGAACUGGGUAUAAGUGGGUGGUUUUGGGUGGGUUUUUUUCGGUUUGACCCGACCCAAACCGAAAAUUCAGAAUCGGUUCGGAACCCUGGAGAGCAUUUUCUGAUAUGCUUUCAGAAAUUUUUAAACAAUCCAAUCUUAAAAAUCGCUUGAGUUUCAGAAAUGCACAAACAAGUUUCAACCGUGUCGCAAGCUAUGGCAGCUACUUUGUCCUUUUUGUAAUCACUCGUGGAUCAGUAGAAGAUCUCAAAGAAACUGUCCAAGCAGCCAUAUUCUCAUCAAAAUCACCAAUUUCAAUUGUUUUCAUCGGUGUUGGAUGUGAUGGUUUAGAUGAGAUCGAGAGAAUUGGAAACGCUGGAAAACGUCUUGAAUAUCAGGGUAGAAAAUCGGAACGUGAUAACUUACAAUUCGUAAAUGCCACAAAAACUAGACUUGAGUCGGAUAAUUACAAUGAGAUGUCGACGAAUUUUAUUGAAAAAGCUUUGGGACAAAUAACUUGGCAAAUGUCAACAUUUUUCAUGCAAAAUCAUGUGACACCUGGAGGUGGAUCUGAGGAUAAUGGAUCAACUGGAAGUCGAAGAAUGAGUUCUAUGAGUCGAGAAAGUUCGAGUGUUGAACAAUUAAAUUUGGGAAGCUCCUAUGAUGAUAUUAGAUUGAAUAGUCGACUUGCACAAAGAUCUUCGGAAACUGAGCAGAAAAAGUUAGUUUUGGUUGGGAACUUGAAAAUAUGUAAUCUUCAAAAUUUCAGCCGCCGCCGUCAUUUGACAAGUGAGAUGAGAGCUAUGACAAUCGACGAUUCUCGACAUUUUUGA
Caenorhabditis angaria is the source of this 3541-nucleotide messenger RNA. The record is from the annotation of a GenBank genome assembly. NCBI's taxonomy places the organism in Eukaryota, Metazoa, Nematoda, Chromadorea, Rhabditida, Rhabditidae.